AUGCAACAAUUGUAUAGUGAAAACAAGCAACAAAAAAUUAUUAUGACUGUAAAUAAUAAUAAUAGUCGUGGCUCUUCAGUACCAAAUUUUGAAUAUGUUUCAUAUGAUAGAGUUCAAGACUUGUAUGAACAAAACAAAGGAACUUUAUAUUUCAUUCCUGAAGGCUUUGAGCCAGUUCUAGUUCCUAACGAUUCAAAAGCUCAAGCAGUCACAAAUCUAUUAGAAAAUGCUAAACCAGUAUCAGCAGCUCCAAAUGUUCCUAGAAUGUUACCUGAUACUGACGUACGUCUACCAUCAUUUGCUCUUCCAGUUGGUGUAGCUGGUCCAGCACCAAAAAGUACUUCAUCCAACACUAAAAAUAAAGUUAAAAAACCACCAAGACCACCAAACGCAUUCAUACUUUAUCGUAGAGCAAAACAACCUGGUAUUGUUGCAAAAAAUCAAGGAAUCAGCAAUAAUGAUGUUUCAAAAGAAAUUGGUAGAAUGUGGCACGAGGAACCACCAGAAGUUCGUCAAAAAUUUCAAAGAAUGGCCGACGCUGCCAAACAAGAACAUAUGAAAAAAUAUCCAGAAUACAGGUACCGUCCAAGAAGACCGCAAGAAAGAAAACGCAGAGUUCAACCACGUGAAGACUCGCCUCAAGGAGAUCUUCAUCUUCAUCUCCCUCCUCAAAAUUUUUCUGCUCAAAAUUUAUCAAUGUUAGAUGCUUCAUCAUUCUAUCCGCCAGCAACAACAGCUAGACGCAUCUCUUCAACAAUCUCCUCGUUAGAUGAAAAUUCUAACGAGUUUAACAAUAACAGAAAUUUAAAUUAUUAUGAUAAUACAUCAAAUUAUGAUAUUGAUAGUCCAGUAUCUUCAACAAAUACUUCAAUCGUUAAUGAUCAAUCUGGUGGCAUGAUUAAUCUUAAUGCAUAUGAUAUUUCACAAAACGGAACGGGAGACUACAUAAACUAUCUUGAAUUAGCAGCAGCAACAGAUUAUCAACUUUACGAUGGCUAUGAUCAUUUCACUACAUACAUCCCUCCCGCUGCUGAUCAGUUUUCCCGUAAUCAAUUCGUGAAAUUCGAUUGUUAA
Entrophospora sp. SA101 is the source of this 1074-nucleotide messenger RNA. The record is from the annotation of a GenBank genome assembly. NCBI's taxonomy places the organism in Eukaryota, Fungi, Glomeromycota, Glomeromycetes, Entrophosporales, Entrophosporaceae.